This is a messenger RNA of Salmo salar (Atlantic salmon), 2025 nucleotides long. Lineage: Eukaryota; Metazoa; Chordata; Actinopteri; Salmoniformes; Salmonidae. The record is from RefSeq and is a predicted model, not a curated record.
GUUUGCUGGGGGUGAAUAUCUCUCCGAUUGUUUUAUAUCGGUCCCCGACUGACAACAAACAUGGACGUCAACUGCACAUUGGUUUAUUGUGAAGAGGAGAGAGAAGACGAUAAAGCUGUUAUUGUUCAGUUCUCUAACGGCAACCUGAGGAACACAGAGCAGCUGAACUUCAGCUUCUAUAAGAACGUGGAUGAGACCAACCCUAGGAAGAAGACCAGACGCAUGCUGGUUGCAGAAUCACAAAGACUCUCCUAUGUUGGGAAUAACUUUGGAACAGAAUCCCUAAAAUGCAACAACCUUUGCAAGUAUUAUGUGGGUGUGCUGAACAAGGAGACCAUGAAGAUGGAGGUGCACAGAGCUCAACUCUUCAACAUGCAGCCGGUCAUCCCAGGGGAGUCGUCGACAGAGAAUGACGCGUCCCAGAACACAGAUCUAACAUACAGGGAAAAGGUGGACUCUCUGAUCGAGGCGUUUGGGACCAACAAGCAGAAGAGAGCUCUGACUUCCAGGAGGCUGAACCAGGUGGGCAGUGAGACCCUGCAGAGCGCUGUAGCAAAGGCUGCCCACUCCGUCAUAGACCAGAAGGGUCUGGAAGCCCUGCAGCAGGAGGUUGUUCAGGCAGAGUCCCAGUCUGAAGUAUCUCAUUACCUUCCUCCCUGCUUCCCCGACGCUGACACACCUCAACACGUCUACCUGUUUGAAGACAUCCUGUCUCCAGUGGAGUACGAUGCCCUGGAUGCUGCUGGCUCUAAGAUGGCCGCCCUGACCCCAGAGGAACUACACAAGAUAACAGAUGGAGGGUGUCUGAGCGUGGUGCGUCAGUUGGAGAGCCUGCCCAGAGAGGGCGUGGCCAGAGAGAGACAGGCUCGCUGUGCUUUCUACCUCCUCCUGCUGAUCAAACUGGCACGGCAGAAAAACAUCACCCGCAAGUUCGGGCAGGAGGAGGGCUGUCCUCGUAUCAUCCACACCAAGCUGAUGAGGACCUUCACCGUGGAAACCUUCAAUAACGGCAGGGUGCAGAACGUGGUGUCUACGUCGAUGCGUGUGAAGGUAGCAGCGUACUGCCUGGCCCUGCUGCUCCACAUGGGAGACAUGACCGCUGACCUCACACUGUUACACAGAGACCUGGGGGUCACAGAGAAACGGAUGGUGGAGGUGGCCAAGUCGAUGGGGCUGACCCUGGUCAGACAUGGCUGUGUGAAGGGGGAUGACGACGGGUCGGCAGCGGACAACAGACUGGCCUCUCUGGUGCUGCCCCUCGUCAAAUACCAAGAGUUCACAGAGAUACGCAAACGCAAAAAAAUGCAUUAAGAGGAAGACGAGGGUAACGCUUCGAACACAACCGACAGCAUCAUUUAGUAAAAUAGUUCGCAGCAUCGUCUGGUUAUGUCUGCGACCAAAGUUCAACAUUCACCAUCUGCUACCAGUUUCUGUCAAGCCGUCGACAGUUUGACGCCCCACACCGUACGCACUGCACCUGCCUCUGCGACGCAAACACUGUGUUUUCAUUGGAAAUGAAUGUACUUCUGGGUGUACCAACAUGUAAUGAUGCUGUCAGGGUGUUAGAAGGAGAGAGGGGAGGAGAGAGGGAAGGGUAGAGGGAGAGGAGAGGAGAGAAGGAGGGAAGGAAGGAAGGAAGGAGGGAAAAGGAGAAGGGGUAGAGGGAGAAGAAGGAGAGAGGGAGGAGAAGGGGUAGAGGGAGGAGAAGGAGAGAGGGAAGGGUAGAGGGAGAAGGGAGAAGAAGACAGGGGUAAAGGGAGAAGAAGACAGGGGUAGAGGGAGAAGGGAGAAGAAGACAGGGGUAAGGAGGAAGAGAGAAGGGGAGAGGAAGAAGAGAGGGUAAAUAUUCCUAGAGAGGGAAAGCAGGUGAGAUAAAGAUGGACGCUAGAAACCUUCAUCACAAAGUAUUCUGUAAACCAAUAAAACCUUUAAUGUAAUAAAGUGUGAGUUCAUACCGCUCCGUCAGAACAUUACCUGUCUGGAAGAAGUGAGGAAGCCCAGUAAAAAGACAUUCCAGUGAGGAAA